Molecule: messenger RNA, 471 nt
Organism: Cetraspora pellucida
Lineage: Eukaryota; Fungi; Glomeromycota; Glomeromycetes; Diversisporales; Gigasporaceae
Source: the annotation of a GenBank genome assembly
AUGAUCCCAUUUCAUUAUUGUCGUUACCGAGUUUACGUUUUGACAAUUUUUCCAAAUUAUAAACGAAAAGUAGCUGACGAAAAUAUGACUACCGUCGAUAUCAUGAGCCCAAGUUCUAUAGUCGAUCAAUUCGUUUUCAAUCCGGGUUACCAACAAUUUUUUGCAAUAAAAUCAAAUUUCGAACAAUUACGCAUAAGCCAAACGAAUUUCAAAACUCCGAGAUUUCUUCGAGUCGAUGAUAACUUGUUUUCAUCAUCGAAUUCAGAUGAGAUCACUUGCCCACAUUGCUUUACCCCACAAUCUGUUUUUUGUGUAGUUGAAGAUAUAAAUGAACAUUCAAAGAAAUUUUAUAUUUGCAUGUCACACGGUGAUGAUGGAUGUGGGUGGCAAGGUGAAGAGAAACCGAUUGAAGAUGAUACUAAAAAACGCAUAAAGGAAAAAUAUGGGUUUAUACCAUUGCGACUAAAUUAG